Varanus komodoensis (Komodo dragon) is the source of this 8202-nucleotide messenger RNA. It is a transcript of the gene CEP85L, whose product is annotated as centrosomal protein 85 like. Gene Ontology annotation, cellular component: centrosome. The transcript has 12 exons. The coding region runs from base 256 to 2571 and encodes 771 amino acids. The record is from RefSeq and is a predicted model, not a curated record. NCBI's taxonomy places the organism in Eukaryota, Metazoa, Chordata, Lepidosauria, Squamata, Varanidae.
ACUGGCGGCGGCACCAUGGCCUCGCCUCCCCCCAGGCCACAGGCGGGCUGCAGGGCGCGGACGGCAGCAGGAGGAGCGAGCGCCCGGCAGUGACCAGCCUCCGUCGCUCGGCCGUCUCCCUUGCCCAGCAGGCCGCGUCCCUCGGCGUCGGCGGCGCGCGUCUGGACACCCCGGGGGGGCGCUCCGCCGCGCCGUCGCCCCUUCUCGUGGCCCUCGGCAGCGGAGGGCGGAGGCGGCGGCGGCGCCACCACCACCAUGUGGGGGAGGCUCCUUUGCGAGCUUGGCCAAAACGGCGACUACAGAGCAGGCCCAGAAUAUUCCUCAUCAGGAUGGUUACCUGGAACUGAUUCACUGUGGCAAACCACAACUGGUCCAUCAAGCAGUCGAAGUACCCAUAUCAGAAGACACAGCAUAGCUUCUGACAGUGGGGAUACUGGAAUUGGAACUUCCUGUUCUGAUAGCGUGGAAGAUCAUUCCACCUCAAGUGGCACAUCCUCGUUCAAGCCCAGCCGUUCACUGGUCUCAAUUCCCACUGCCCAUGUGAUGCCGUCUAAUACCAGCUCUUCGCUUUCCAAACACCGGGAACCUGUCAAGUCUGACUAUUCAAAAUGGAGUACAAGCCUUUUGCGUUCUGCUGGAAGCAGGCAUCAGGGCAUACUGGACAGUUCUCUUGACAUGAAGGACCUCAGGCCUGUAAGGAAAUGGUCAUCUUUGUCUAAACUCAGCACACCUGUUAGCUGUAACCAGGAUGGGGGUGCUUCCCCUGGAGAGUGCAGGUCUAACGUUGAUAAAAUGGGAAGAGACCAGUCUCUCUCACUGCAACUAAGAACAAAUGGGGCAAGCUGCUUGCACAAUAGUAUGGAACUGCUCAAGAUUGAGGACAGAGAAACAGGGAAAAAAAGAAAUUCUACCUUGGACUGCAAAUACAAAUUUGAAAGUUGCAGCAAAGAAGACUUGGGGGUUCCUGAUUCCUCAAACAGGAGACAUGCCUUAGACAUGACCUACAGUGCCUUACCUGAAAGCAAGCCUGCAAUAUCAAACUGUGAGGUUUUCCAUCAAGGAUACGUAAUGCUGGGUUCGCAGGCUGUGAGUGGGAUUCCCAUUCAGCCCUCCGAGAGGACUCAGAAGUGGCUUACAGAACAAUUUCAUACAAACCCUCCAGAGUCUAGGCCUUCUGAGGAGUCCUACAGUUCGCCUCCUUGGCAGUUACAGCAGCUUGAAGAACUUAGAACAGGAAAUGAACAUUCAGUGCAGGUUCUUAGUGGAUCAUCUCACCAGAGUUACCCAACUGCUAGCUUUCAGGACUACAAUAAUUGGGAAUCCCUGAUGAAAAUCAAAGAAGGGUUAUUAAGACAAAAAGAGAUUGUGAUAGAUCGACAGAACCAGCAAAUUAACAUUUUAUAUCAAAAGAUAAGGGAGAAUGAACUGCGAGCUCAGCAAGCAAGAUUGGGGCACAUUGUGAAUUGUGAAGACACUUACAUGAGUAGUUUUCAGCAACCUCAGUAUGAGAACACAGCAAUGCAGGCUCAGUUUGCAGAAAGAACUGUGGCACACUGUGAAAAGGAGGAGUUGGAACGAAAGUUUGCAGCAGUACAAAGUAGGGAGCUACAACUCAGCGAGUUUCUCAGACAAAUGGCAAACAAAUCCAAUGAAGAUAAAAAAAAGAUGGAAGAGAAGCUGAAAACCAGAGACAGGUACAUAACCAGCCUGAAAAAGAAAUGCCAAAAAGAAUCAGAGCAAAAUAAAGAGAAACAGAGAAGAAUUGAAACACUUGAAAAGUACCUGGCUGACUUACCAACACUAGAUGAUGUUGAAAGUCAAACUAAGCAGGUAAUCUUUUUUUUUGCAGUGCUCAGAAGACAAAGAGCUCAGUUAGUACUUUUGCUGAAUUCAUAUUAUAAAUGUGUUCCAAACUACAGCCUACAACAGAAAGUAGAAAAAUGCCUGGAAGAUGGUAUUCGCCUUCCUAUGUUAGACACAAAACAACUUCAGAGUGACAAUGAAAGCCUCAAAGAGGAAAAUGAAAAAGCCAGCAAGGUCAUAGACAAUCAACAGAAUCAGAUCGCUGCACUUACUUUAGAAAUUCAGUCUAUGCAAGAUCAAUUUUUGCAAGGAAAACUGACAAUUCAAAAACAGAAAAAUGAACUUGAAGAAAAGGAUAAAAGUAUACAGCAGUUACAGAAGACUCUGCUUGAAAACCAAAGACUCAUGGAAGAAAAUGCAUCUCUGAGGGAACAGGUUCAUCAAAUGGAACAGUCCAGACAGCCAGUGGCUGAAAAACUGCCCAUUGCUGAUCAGUUAUUCAAGGAAAUGUCUCAUUGUUUGUUUGACUUGAAAGCACUUUGCAGUAUUCUUACCCAUAGAGCUCAGGGCAAGGAGCCUAACCUAUCCUUACUGCUGGGAAUCAGAUCGAUGAACAGCUCGUCUGAGGAUGAGUACUACCACAGCACAGAAACUCUCUCAAAGAAACUCUCAGAGGUGUGUCAGUUGCGAACAGAUAUCGAUGAAUUGAGGACUAUAAUAUCAGACUGCUAUGCUCAGGACAUGGGAGAAAAUUGCAUUACACAGUGAUAAAAGGUUUGGCCUCACAGCAACAAUAACCAAGUUAUUAAAUGCUGCUCUGGUUUUAGUUCCUUGUGUUUCUGUUAAGGAGCCAUACUGGAAGACACACUCCAUGUCCCAGUCAGAGGGGUUCAAACAUUUGUUCACAUUUUAUGCUGGUGAAGCAGUCAUCCAUUGAAAAUAACAGUACGUUCUGCAAGAGAAAUCCGAUUCCUUCAAGACUACUGAAUGUAGAUCAAAGCUGUGAAGAAUGUGUUUCUAUUGAAAAUGUUGGACUUUCUGUUGUGGCCCAUAAAAAAACCAAAACCUAUCCAUAUUGUCUCCUAGAGUUAAAAUGUAAGUAUUGGGAGAAGCACCAUAGUUACUGUCAUAUCAUUUUUCCCCCUUCAGCAAAAUCAGUGUUGCUAAUUUUACUGGAGAAAAUGAUUGAAGUGCCUGGCCAUCUGGGGGCAUUGAAACUAUGGAUAGUGAUCUGAAGGCUUAUAAAGACUUGAUUGUAGGCAGGCACGGAAACACCUGACUUACGGUUGGCCUUCUCAGUUAGCCAAGGGUUGUUUUAUUCAGUACUUAAAGGUCACCAGUGUUCUUUGACAAAACAGAAAAUAAGCUUCCACAUUUCAGAGAAUGCAUAAGGGGUUCAUAUUGAGAAUUUAGCCAUAAUCUUGUUGGCCUCUUUUGCACUGUAUUAACUUGAAAAUGUUGGUUUCUGUAAAAUUAGUUUGUGGCCUUAAUGGAUUAAGGCUAGAAAGCAUUUUUAAAGCCACUAAAAUGAGGGACGAUGUGAUAUUUUGGUAAUUAGUACCUAUUGUACAUUUCAAAUCUGUUCAGGGUUUGACUCCAACACCCUAGAAGAUUAAAAGCCAAGAAGAAACAGGUUUUCUUCCUGAGGUUUGAAAGCAGCAGAUAACACUAGGAGUGCAUUAGAAUGGGGCGCUUUAACUGGGAAGUAUAAGCCAAAUGCACUUAAACUUUCUCUGUGGUCGUCCCUGCUCAGCGCAGUAGAGUUGGGCACAGAGGGAUGCAGGUGGCACGCAGAGGCUUCCCAGCCCCUCCCUGGUUGCUGUUUCAGAAUGCUUAAAUUGGGUUAUGCCACACAUAAUCCAGACUAGAGUUCUGCUGCUUUUAACACAAAUUUGUUUCUGCCAAGCCUGUUGACUCUGUAUUCUGACAAUCAGUUUCAUAAAGAAAUGGAACACUUCCUUUUAAAAAAGAAGUGGAGCGGGGGAGAGAAAGAAUAAAGUGCAUUUUGCUCAUUGGCAAUUGUAGCUGGUCAUAAUGUGCAGAAAAUUUUGGACUCAUGUUGCCAACAGUUGUUGCUUGAACUGAGCAACAGUUUGUAUUGAAUGAGUUGCCAUUUUCAGUUUUUUAAUGUUACUAUCUCUCCUUCAGGCAUUUUUAAAAGAAGAGUAAUUUUAUAUUGAUUUCCUGCUUUCAUUUUAUGCAAGUUACAUUUAGGUUUCAUUUGUAUAUGAUUGUACUAAUGUAAACAAAAACAAGAAGUCUGGUCAUUUUUUUCAAAGAUAGAUUUAUUUAAAUAGGCAUUUCUUGUUAUACUGUCCUGGCUUCGAUCUGUGGGAAUUUAUUUUACUGUUUAUCUUAACUACUGCUUAGAGUUAUCAAAUGCAUAUCUGUAAGCAUUGAAUUGAAGCAACUUUGUAAACAUGCUCAGUCCUCUAUCCUUACCCUGUUAGGAUGUGUAAUGUCCCAAGCCCAGUUACCAAGAUGUAAAUCUAACUGAAUGAUACUUAGAAUCAGAUGCUUAAGUAUGGCUCCAGAUGCAGCUGAGUUUUUGAUCAGCCAGUAGUUUUAGUCUAUUUACUUUCAUGGCAAAAAGCAGCUGAAAGGGAGAGAAACUUCCUCAGUAUAUUAGACAGUUGAGAAAGAAGACUUUCAUGUUACGGUUUAAAACAUGCUGACCUAUUAUAUGUUCCGUUUGAUCCUGUGGUAACAUUAUCUUUAUGAUAUCUUUGCCAAUAAUUUGAUCUUUCAGCUUUAUUCUUGAACAAAGAAACAACUAUUUUUUGAAAACGGUAGUUUUUGGACAAUGAAAUGACAAGAAAUUUCAUUUUUACAUUGGUUGCAAGAGAAGAAUUUUAGGGCACAACCCUAUGCAUGUUUAGGGCAGAAAAAGGACUGAGAAAUGCUUGCGGUUGUAGGCCUUUUUCUGUCUAAAUGUUCAUAGGAUUGCAUUCUUAGUUGAUUAGUUAGCCAGGGUAAGUUUCAGAUUGUUCAGGUCAUUUUCUUUCUUGGCUCAUUAACUUCUUCAUUUGUCAAAGAUAAUCUAGUUAAGGUUUAGAACAGUGAAGUUAUCCAAAGCCUCAAAAGUAAGGUUUUGCCAAAGCUUGGACAAUUAAAAUUUUAGGGACAAAGGGUUCUGGUGAGGUUGUAGGAACAGAAUGUUCUUAAUUGUCCCUUCUCUGUAUUUUGACACACUGUUCACAUGUGUUGCUUUCCUUAAGUUGUAGCUUUGGUGUCAUUUCUAUACACGAGAUUCCUCCUGAGACAGCCGAAUAUUCCAGGCUCACAUAAGCAAUAUGAUAAUAUCACCAGUCAUCAAAUUUGGCAACAUUAUCACCUUAUUUUGUAGAGUCAACUGCAAGUUUGCAUAAUUGGGAAAGUUAUCUGGGGAGGGUACAGUAUUUUUGUGAAACAAUCUUCCUGGCACUGAAUAUGUUACGAGCCUUACUCUGGAUUCUUUACUCUCACCUCCCGCCCACCCCCGCAUGCCUUCAUGUUUUUUUCUUUUAGUAAAAACCUUCCCACUCUAGAAGUUUCUGAUUGAUUUAAUUUUACCAUUUAACUGUACUUUUUCAAAAAGUUAAGUGGCAAUCCUUUAAACUUGGCAUUUUGUUUUACAAAUCUGAGCCAGAAAGGAAGCCUCCAACAUUACUGUAGGGGACUUACUACUUUACUUACUUCAUUAUUAUGGGAAUAAUGGAGUCAAUUCCCUAUGUAAUAGAAUUCAUUGCUCUGUAUAAUAGGUAGUUGCCCACCUUAAUGUGUAUAUAUAUUCUUUCAAAUGCACACGUAAAAGCUAAACUCAGUUGAGAAAUUUUCUAAGAACAAACCCGGUGUUCUACAGCACGUUUGGAGCCACCCUUCCCAGCAUGGCAGUGAAACUGUCUGGAGGAUGCUGCAUGCCCACAGUCCACAGCCCCCAGUGGCUGCAGCUUUGGGGGUAGAGAAAAGAGAUCAAUGUGGGCACUGAUUGUGCAUUCCCAUUUACAUGGAGAACACAUACAUAUGCAAAUUUGUAUGCAAAUUGGACAUCUUUAUACUAUGACGAAGCAUGCGUAGUGUACAAGAGUGUGAUCUUGUUACUACCCCCUUCCACAUUCACCAAACACACAUGGGGCAGGGAUUGUCCUGAAAAUGUCUUUUGCAUUUCUUUGACCUACCCACCAAAUAGAUGGUCAGCCAGUGACUUCUUCAAAGUACUGGGGGCCGUAUUCAGUGGCCAUCUCAUCCAAAUAGUUAAUAUUCCAAGAGCUCCAAGCACCAACCACCUGUUUGCAGCUACCCAGAACAGUCCUGGAAGCAAGGGAGGCCCUGAGAUUAGGGGAACCGCAACUGUAGCCACUUGUAUGUAUUAUUUUGCCAUUUUGGAAAGGGAUUUGCAUUUGGAAGGAGGCUUCUGCUUAUUCUGACUGGUUUUAUCUGCCUCUUCCAAGUCACCUUGGUGAAGAAUGUGCUAGCCCAAGGCAGAAAAGACAAGGUGAAAAGUUAAUGAGCCAUACAGAGACAGUAUUAUUUAAACAGGGUGAACUUCUUAAAACAAGACCUGCUAAGUAGUUAAAGUGCUUAAAAGUUUACAAUGGCCUUCCAGUGGUUUAACUUUACGUAAUAUGUGCAUGAGUAUUUUCAGCUUUUAUGUGUGGGUCUUGGUUUCCUACAACACAUUUAAUGAGAAGUGGUUAACUAAUACUAGCUUUUAAGAUAAGUGGUUAACAAUGGCAUUACUUAGUAGACUGAUUUAGUCAUGACAACCUUUUGCCACAGAUAUGAGAGACAAUCUCAACUGAAAAAAUAGUGAUAAUCAAAGGAAUUGGCAUAGUUCUGUUCACAAAAUGAAUAAAUUAGUUUAAGUAAUGUUCAUAUUUCAGAUUGUAUUUCUGUAAUUAUGUACAUGGAGUUUUAUGGUAACUACUGUAACUCAAGAAUGUAUCUCAGAAAGGAGCUUGAAAAGUUGUUUUUGGAUAUGACUGAUGCUAUUAUUUAUCUACCAUAUAAAAUGUAUAAUGUUGUAAAUGGGUGUGGUUCAAGUUAGUUGUGCAUACUUGAUCCUACAUCCCAGCUGGGCAGCUUGGCUGCUGUCAUGCACACACCAAUUUGGAAGUUAGCCCUAAUAGCAAGCCACAAAUCAAUAAGACUUCCUAGUUAAAUGUGUUUAAGGUUGAGUAUUAAACCUUCAGCUUUAGGUAUGUAGGUUUAGAAGCACAGUAUAUUUAUAUUUUUAAAAGGUUGACACAAUUACCUACCUUGGCUAGAGAAUUUUGUUGUUGUGUGUUUCUUACCAACUAACUUUAUGACCCAAAGUCAUUCUUCUCUCUUUCAUCAACAUAUAUUUUCAUUUUUUUUCUGGGAGAAAUGGAAAUGGGUUAUUUCCUGCCAGAUUCCAGAACAAGAGAAAGAGAGGAAGGCAAGCUUAGUAUAUAUUCGUACUUGCCUGAAACCUAUGCCAGAGUUAAGUUCAUUCAGUUUCAGAAAACCAGCUUUUUCAUUCAGUAUCCAUCUAUAAAUUGGCCUAUAUAUUUAAUGAUAGCAGUUUCCAUGGGAUAGAUUUAACACAAUAUUCUGAAUUUUGAUGCCAUUUUAUUUAAAAUUGAAAGGAAGGUUUGGAAAAAGUUAUGGAACAUUAAACAUACUUGACAAACCACUCAAUUACAUCAGUAACUCAUUAGCAUUCUUAAUCCCACUUCUGUGUACCUCUGUGCCUUUUAUUUUUGCUCAUGGCUUAAGUAAUAACAAUCCCUUAUUUGUAAAAGCCAUAAUAGUGUGAAGUCAAUGCACUUUGUUUCCUCUGCUUAGUGAUGUUUUUAGCUUGUAGGCUUGUAAAAAAACAACUUUCAUAAAUAAAAGUAUUUUUAAAAGCUGUAGGUCAACUCUUGAAGGGCAGUCUGGCCUUUUUUGACCAGCUUUUCUGUAUAUGGAGAACUUGCAGGAAUAUUCAGUCAGAAUGUAUAAAUUGUGUACAUACUGGGUAUAGUAUAUCAUUGAUAAUCAGUGGCAAAGGCAAGGAGAAAAGGGGGCUAUUUUUAAAAGCACAGUGGAUGUGUACUGGAUCAGUCUCCUAAGACUGGUGGUUUUUCAACAUUGGGUUCAAUUUUUGAACCACUCAGAAUACCUCAUGUGUACAUAGAGUUGUCAUGACUUAAUCGAAAUGCAUUCAGUGUUGUUAUUUCUUAAUUUUAAUUUUUAAAGAGCCACUGGUUGGCUCAUGUCUUCAGGCCUGUCAUUCUUGCCUCUUUUUGUAUCUUUUUUUUUAAAGUAGCGUUUACAGCUAGAAUUUUGAAUGCCAAAGUUCUAUUUAUUAAAUGAUGAAAGUUUUCAUUGUUAAUUACUAGUAUUUUUCCACUCUGUUUGUUUGAUGUUUGGAUUUGUAUCUACAGAACAAAAAUAAAUUUUGUUACAAAAUCAAGA